AGGGAAAUUUUCGAGAAAAUACCGCCAAGAUAUCUACAUGAAAAUCAUCAGACAGCUUUAUUUAACUAUCUUGAAAUACCUAGUCGUCGAUUGUGAUUUUUUACUAAACUGAGUUAAAAACGCCACCCCAGUCAAACGCGAAACACAGUUCGCACAAUGAACACGUACUUGCAGCGAUGCCGAAGCGCUUUAAAAGAUGCUAUAAGCAAAAUUGCAGUCAUUGGCAAUGAAAGUUGCGAUUUGGAUUCAGCAGUAAGUUCGAUUGCUUUUGCAUUUCAUUUGCAACACGUGCCAACACUAUUAAGCACCUGGUAUCGGAAAGAUAGUACCAUAGUGUUUCCGGUUCUGAAUGUUACUCGUGCCGAGCUACCGCUGAAAACCGAAGUAACAUUCUUCGUUAGGCGACAUGGAAUUGCACUCGACGAUUUGAUAUGCCGGGAUGAGAUCGAUUGGAACGUGGAAAAACAAGCGUUAAGUGUUAUUCUCGUAGAUCAUCACGUCACGAAACUGGAACAUAACGUUGUGGGGAUCGUUGAUCAUCGGCCCAUCGAAUCCAAUGCUCAGUUCAAUUCAAAUGCUUUCAAAACGAUCGAGCUUGUCGGGUCAUGUGCAACGUUAAUUGGUCGAGACAUAUUCAGCCAAAGAACAUUAGCAGAAUUACCGGAAGGAUACAACGUUGCGAUGGAUUUGCUAUAUGGGGCCAUCGUGUUAGAUACGGUUAACUUUUCCAAACAAGCCGAUAAGGCGAAACCGCUCGAUCACGAAAUUGCAGCAAAAAUUGAAACAUACCGAAAUAUAUCGGAAGACAAUCGACUAGCACACAGAGAGCAACUGUUUCAGUCGCUCGUGCAGGCGCGUAGCGAUGUGUCCGAACUGAACGCAUAUCAAUUGCUGCUAAAAGAUUUGAAAAUCAUAGCGCAAAACGAUCGGAUCGUGUCGGUACCAGGGUUUCCAAUGGCAGUACAAGAGUAUAUAAAGCUACCAGAUCAGAUGGAACAUCUGUUUCGAUUUGCCAACAACACCGCUAGUAACGUUGUGAUACUGCUUGGACUAAAGGUACUUCCAGAUGGGAACGUGCGUCGCGACAUUGGCAUUAUUCCAAUCGAUGAUGAAAGAUUAGCAGAACAGAUUGUUACAGCUCUCCAAGCGCGUAAGGAGAUGAAUUUUGAGCUUGAAGAAUUAUCUACAUCGGAUCGGAAAGGCAAGUUUUUUCAACAACACAAUUUGAAAGCAUCACGAAAACAAUUGAUGCCGAUCAUCAAGAAUGUGCUUAGCACGCUCUAGUGUUACAGAAAAGGAUGGUAUUAAAUUAUUGACUUGAUUAUUACAACAGUUA
Molecule: messenger RNA, 1336 nt
Organism: Anopheles funestus (African malaria mosquito)
Lineage: Eukaryota; Metazoa; Arthropoda; Insecta; Diptera; Culicidae
Gene: pn
Product: exopolyphosphatase PRUNE1
Exons: 5
Coding region: 157-1284 (375 amino acids)
Cellular component (GO): cytoplasm
Molecular function (GO): exopolyphosphatase activity
Source: RefSeq, a predicted model, not a curated record